Messenger RNA from Tuber aestivum (summer truffle), 2332 nucleotides. The record is from the annotation of a GenBank genome assembly. Lineage: Eukaryota; Fungi; Ascomycota; Pezizomycetes; Pezizales; Tuberaceae.
AUCGGUCCUUUGCUGCUCUUUUUCCUAUCAAUCAGUUCUCUUCUACCCGACAACUUUUAGCUUUGCUGCCACAAGCACCCUUUUUCUUGCCAAUUCCGAGGAAAAGUUACCGUGCCAUAUAUUAACUCGUAGGUUACACGCUACUUCUGCAGUAUGGCGGCGGUAUUGCGGGGGGAUACAUUUGUUCGAGGAAUGAGUCGACGGGCAGCAAUUGGCGGAGGGAGUAUAAUCCAGCGAAGAACUUUCUCGCUCCAAGAGUUGGACGAGAGGAGGGGGAGUAUGGGAGCCCCUGAGCUACCGUAGUCGUCAUGCUUAUACAAUAUAAUUGUGACAAGGUAUCAUGGCUGACAGCUUAUAGGCCGGGAGCGCGUUUUAAUACUUGGCUCCGGAUGGGGUGGCUUCGGGCUUGCCCGACAGCUCGAUCUAAAGCACUACCAACCCCUAAUUAUCACUCCAAGGACAUACUUCGUCUUCACUCCGCUGCUCGCUUCCACCACCGUCGGGACGCUGGAGUUCCGGCUGGCAAUGGAGCAUUCGCGUUCCCGGCCCGGCGUCGAAGUUAUCCGCGCUUGGGCAGAGCAGAUUGAUCUCACGAAAAAGACGGUUACUGUUGAAGGCGCUGUACAGAGCAAGGAUGAGGUGGGGGGUAUCGUCGGUGAUGGGAAGAAGUUUGAGGUGGGAUGGGAUAAAGCUGUUGUUGCCGUGGGAGCUUUCAGUCAGACUUUCGGGGUCGAAGGGGUUAAGGACCAUGCGUUUUUCCUGAAAGACGUGGCAGAUGCUCGGGCCAUUCGGAGGAGGAUACUCGAAUGUGAAUACCCGCAAACCAUUUGUGGAGCGAUCAUAUGGGCUUACUGGUUAAAACUGCUCAACAGGUUUCGAAGAAGCAGCCCUACCAACCGCGAGUGAGGCGCGGAAGAAACAACUUCUACAUUUUGCUGUUGUGGGGGGCGGACGUGAGUCCAUCCUAUUAUAUCUAUUAGUCGUGAGAUGCGCUAAACGAGACAUAGCUACCGGAAUUGAAUUUUCUGCUGAAUUACACGAUCUCUUGUCGGACGAUCUCGCGAAGCUGUAUCCAUCUCUCGCGAAGUACCAUCGCAUCACGGUAUACGAUGUAGCCCCAAGAAUUCUUUCCAUGUUUGAUACCUCCCUAGCGAAGUACGCCGAAAGGGUAUUCUCGCGACAGAAAAUCACAAUAAAAACAAGCCACCACGUGCACAAAGUAACUUCCGAAGCGGUCCACACGCAAGAGGACGGCGAAGUUCCGGUUGGCUGUGUUGUCUGGAGCACGGGCCUGGCGCCCAACCCAUUCCUGACGAAGGGACUAAAAGGCAAACUACAUCUAGAUGAGCGAGGCUCCAAAAUCGUCGUGGACGAUCACCUACGGGCUUCGUCCGUGGACGAAAAAGGCAGCACGCCCUGGCCAUUGGACGACGUUUUUGCCAUAGGAGACUGCGCUCUUAUUGGCGGGCAGGAAUUACCCGCUACAGCACAGGUAGCAGAUCAGCAAGCAAUCUGGCUUGGGAAGACCCUGAACAAGGCAGCGGUCCGCAAAGCUGCAGAAGGGAAAGCCGGGCCCGUUAAGAUACAGGAUGAAAAGAAAUUUAAAUUCAAAAGUCUUGGAAUAAUGGCAUAUCUUGGCGGCUGGAGGGCUAUAACCCAAAGUGGUAGCGCAGAGCUUACAGGGUACGUGCGACUCGUAUUUCGCCACACGUUAGAAAUUUCAUAGGGGAAGAGUGGCUGCUAUGAAGUAUACUCGGCUAACAUUAGGCGCCGCAGACGCAUGGCGUGGGUUCUCUGGAGGACAGCCUACCUGACUAAAAGCGUUAGUUGGAGGAAUAAGAUCUUGAUACCCACUCUUUGGUAGGAUAUUGAGCCCCUUUCCCCGCUCGGCCUACACGAGAGCGAGAGUGGGUCGAUACUGACUUUGUUCCGCAGGUUUACAAAUUGGGUGCUGGGAAGGGAUAUAAACAGAUUUUAGCCUGUGCCCUAGACCAAAUCCAAAGGACGGUGCGGGUAGUGAUUCUUUGGCGGUGUACUGGUCGGCAUGGGUGUGUUAUAGGUUGUUCGGAACUUGAUCAUUUCUGUAUCACUCGCGGCUCUUUCGAUUAGUCAAGCAUCACUCCACCAGAUUUGCAGAUAUUGACGGGAAAGCGUUGACUACCGUCCCCAGGAGGGGUACCUCGGUCACUGCGGCUACGCUGCAUGGGUUCAAGGUUUAUCGAUAUUAAUAACUGCCCUCUGUAUAGGUUAGCUACCUUGACAGCCUUACUUUUUUUUCCACAGCCUUACUACUCGUACAACCCCGAAAUAAAAUACCAACAACCUUGUCCAC